GCAGCUGGAAUUGCAAUUUGAAGCGCUGCCUGGGCUGGGCCGGGCCGCCGGAGCGGGAGUGGGAGGAAGGCGCUCGGGGAAGCCAGAGGAAGCCAGAGAGGCGGCUGGCCGGCACGGCACGGCACGGCACGGCACGGCACGGCGCGGGAGCCGCGGCAUCGCCCGGCAGCGGGUGCUGCAGCGGGACGGGACGAGCGGGCCGGGACGGCGAGGCGGGAUGGCGACGCUCCUGGAGCCCGGCAUGCAGAGCCUCCGCCUAGGUGCCAACGGGGAGCCGCGGUGCCACACGCCGUCACCGCCCGGCUCGCCGGGGACGCGCCACAGCUGCAGCAUCGCCCCGCUGACGCCCUCCCAGUCCCCGAGGAGCGAGGCUCGGGCCCCCCCGGCCGCCCCCUUCGCCGUGGUGGUGGCCAUCGACUUCGGCACCACGUCCAGCGGCUACGCCUUCAGCUUCGCCAGCGACCCCGAGGCCAUCCACAUGAUGAGGAGAUGGGAAGGGGGCGACCCGGGGGUGGCCAACCAGAAGACGCCCACCAGCCUGCUGCUGACGCCGGACGGCGCCUUCCACAGCUUCGGCUACACGGCCAGGGACUACUACCACGACCUGGACCCCGAGGACGCCCGCCACUGGCUCUACUUUGAGAAGUUCAAGAUGAAGAUCCACAGCACCAGCGACCUGAGCAUGAAAACGGAGCUGGAAGCCGUGAACGGGAAGAAGGUGCAAGCGCUGGAGGUGUUCGCGCACGCGCUGCGCUUCUUCAAGCAGCACGCGGUGCAGGAGCUCAGGGAGCAGUGCCCGGCGCUGCCGGAGACGGAGGCCGUGCGCUGGGUGAUCACCGUGCCCGCCAUCUGGAAGCAGCCGGCCAAGCAGUUCAUGCGGGAGGCCGCCUACAAGGCCGGUCUGGUGUCGCCGGAGACCCCGGAGCAGCUGCUGAUCGCGCUGGAGCCCGAAGCGGCAUCCAUCUACUGCAGGAAGCUGCGGCCGCACCAGCUGCUGGAGCUGAGCUGCCCGGCGCCGGCCAAGGGGCUGGGGCCCGCGCGCGCCCUCGACUCCAGCUUCAGGCAGGCCCGGGAGCAGCUCCGGCGCUCCCGCCACAGCCGCACCUUCCUGGUGGAGUCGGGCGUCGGGGAGCUCUGGGCCGAGCUGCAGGCAGGUGACAGGUACGUGGUGGCGGACUGCGGCGGCGGCACCGUGGACCUCACCGUGCACCAGCUGGAGCAGCCGCAGGGGACCCUCAAGGAGCUCUACAAGGCCUCAGGAGGCCCCUACGGGGCGGUGGGGGUGGACCUGGCCUUCGAGCGGCUGCUGUGCCGCAUCUUCGGGGCGGAUUUCAUCGCCACCUUCAAGGCGCAGCGCCCGGCGGCCUGGGUGGACCUGACCAUCGCCUUCGAGGCCCGCAAGCGCGCGGCGGCCCCCACCCGCGCCAGCCCCCUCAACGUCUCCCUGCCCUUCUCCUUCGUCGACUUCUACCGCAAGCACCGGGGCCACAACGUGGAGACGGCCCUCAAGAGGAGCAACGUCAACUUCGUCAAGUGGUCGUCGCAGGGGAUGCUGCGCCUGUCCGCGGAGGCCAUGGCCGAGCUCUUCCAGCCCACCGUCGGGCAGAUCAUCGCGCACAUCGGCGAGCUCCUGGGCAAGCCGGAGGUGCGGGGCGUCAAGCUGCUGUUCCUGGUGGGCGGCUUUGCCGAGUCGCCCAUGCUGCAGCACGCGGUGCAGGCUGCCUUCGGCAGCGCCUGCCGCGUCGUGGUGCCGCACGACGUGGGGCUGACCAUCCUCAAGGGCGCCGUGCUCUUCGGCCUCGACCCCGCCGUGGUGCGCGUGCGCCGCUCGCCGCUCACCUACGGCGUGGGGGUGCUCAACAAGUUCGUGGAGGGGAAGCACCCCCGCGAGAAGCUGCUGGUGAAGGAGGGCAAGAGCUGGUGCACCGACGUCUUCGAGAAGUUCGUCGCCGUGGACCAGUCCGUGGCGCUGGGCGAGGUGGUGCAGCGGAGCUACUGCCCGGCCCGCGCCGGGCAGCGCAAGACCAUCAUCAACGUCUACUGCAGCGCCGCCGACGACGUGGUCUACAUCACCGACCCCGGCGUGCGCAAGUGCGGCACCGUCAGCCUGGAGCUGGACGAGGCCGGCGAGGGCGGCGGGGCCAAGCGGGGCCGCCGCGAGAUCCGCGCCAGCAUGCAGUUCGGGGACACGGAGAUCAAGGUCACCGCCGUGGACAUCAGCACCGCCAAGACGGUCCGGGCCACCAUCGACUUCCUCUCCAACUGAGCGCCGCGGCGCGGGACGCUCGCCGGCGGGUCGCUCCGGGCCGGGGGGCCGAGCCCCUCUCCAGCCGCGCGUUAACCGUCUCGCAGCCGCUUCGGGAACGGCUCGGAGCGGCGCCGGCUCCGGGAUCCGGGAGGAGACGCCGGGCGCCGCGGGAGCGGGGUGCUGCAGCGGUCCCCCCCCCCGGGUCAACGCAGGCAAACGGAGCCCGGGCGUGUUUUCAGCUGAAGUUUAUUAUUUUCCUUUAUAGAUUUUUUGUAAUUAAAAACAAAAAUACCCACACAUAGACACA
Molecule: messenger RNA, 2555 nt
Organism: Dromaius novaehollandiae (emu)
Lineage: Eukaryota; Metazoa; Chordata; Aves; Casuariiformes; Dromaiidae
Gene: HSPA12B
Product: heat shock protein family A (Hsp70) member 12B
Exons: 13
Coding region: 218-2266 (682 amino acids)
Source: RefSeq, a predicted model, not a curated record